UCCCCCUGUAGUCGGGUGUUUACGGUAGUGUUCGGGCCCCGCCCCCUGAGUCCGUGCAGGAGAAGCAGAGCUGUUGCAGAGUCUGUAACACAGAGUGUCCUCCUGCUGCUGUGACUGAACACACACUGCCAGGAGGCCAGGGAUCAGUUCACUUUGAGGAGAUCUUCUCAUGAUGUUGCCACAGCACCUGAAGCAGAUCCGAGUCCUGAUGCUGAACGACACGCAGAACUUAGAGAGAACUCUGUUCAGGCUCGAACAAGGCUUCGAGCUCCAGUUUCGGCUGGGUCCGAGUCUUCAGGGCAGGAGGGUGACACUGCACACCAACUAUCCCCUGGAAGGACAGCGCUUUGAACGACACAGCUUCCGGGUUUUGGCGUGGAACUACCCGACAGGACGAGAGGAUGACUCUGAUAAGUUCUGCUCUCUGGACCUGCAGGUGGCCGGCUCCUACGAGUACUUCUUUGGAUACGGAGACACGGAGCGGUCAGGCAGCGGGUAUAUCGUCGUUGACCCGGUCCUCCGAGUCGGCGCAGACCAGCAUGUCCUUCCUUUGGACUGCAUCACCAUCCAGACCUACUUGUCCAAAUGUCUGGGACACCUGGACGACUGGCCGGACAGACUGAGGGUGGCCAAGGAGUCAGGAUACAACAUGAUCCACUUCACGCCCCUGCAGACGCUGGGAGAGUCCAGGUCCUGUUACUCUCUGGCAGACCAGCUGACCUUUAACCCUGAGUUCAGCCCGCCGGGUCAGAACUACAGCUGGGCGGAUGUGGGGGGACUGGUGGACCAGCUAAAGAAAGAGUGGAACAUGCUGUGUAUCACAGACGUGGUGUACAAUCACACUGCUUCUAACAGUGGGUGGAUCAAAGAUCAUCCAGAGUGUGGCUACAACCUGGUGAACUCCCCCCACCUGAGGCCAGCAUGGGUGUUAGACAGAGCCAUCUGGCAUCUCACCACCAGAGUGGCAGAGGGGCGCUACGAGGCUAAAGGACUCCCUGCUAACAUCACCAACGAGAGCCAACUGAACGCUAUCCGCACUGUGUUGUGGGAGGAUGUGUAUCCUCAGAUCAAGCUGUGGGAGUUCUUCCAGGUCCGAGUGGACGGUGCCGUGGAUCAGUUCAGGAGUCUGCUGAUGAAAGGUGCCAAACCUAACCACGCCAAGACCGGAGGGGAGAAGGGCGUGAAGAUCGUUCAGGACCCAAACUACCGUCGCUUUGGAAACACCGUGGACAUGGACUCAGCUCUGGAGACGUUCGUGCCUCACAGCUCGUCCAAGGAGCACAUGGAGGAGUGCUGUGAUUGGCUGAGAGAGAGGCUGAACCAGAUGAAUGAGGAGCAGCAUCACAUGAUGAAGCAGCAUCAGGAGAAGGCUGCCAACUGCAUUGUGGGAAACGUGGUGUAUGAGCGCCUGGCAGACCACGGCCCCAAACUCGGUCCUGUUUCCAGGAAAAACCCUCUGGUUACCAGGUAUUUCACCUACCCGUAUCAGGACAUGGCUCUGGAGCAGGAGAUGCAGCUGCUGGACCAGCCAGGCAAGAUGUGUCACUUCCUGGCUCACAACGGCUGGGUGAUGGGCGAUGAUCCGCUGCGUAACUUUGCUGAGCCAGGCUCCAACGUGUACCUGCGUCGGGAGCUGGUCUGCUGGGGGGACAGUGUUAAACUGCGGUACGGUCGGGGUCCUGAAGACUGUCCUUACCUGUGGGCCCACAUGCAGAAAUACACCGAGAUCACUGCCAAGUACUUCCACGGAGUCAGACUUGACAACUGUCACUCUACGCCCAUACAUGUGGCCGAGUUCAUGCUGGACGUGGCCAGAGCAGUGUGUCCUAACCUGUAUGUGGUGGCUGAGCUCUUCACUGGCAGCGAGGAGCUGGAUAACGUCUUCGUUACCAAGCUCGGCAUCUCAUCUCUCAUCAGAGAGGCCAUGUCAGCCGGGGACAGCCACGAGGAAGGACGACUGGUGUAUCGGUAUGGAGGAGAGCCGGUCGGAGCGUUCGUUCAGCCCAGUCUCCGCCCACUGAUGCCAUCCAUCGCCCACGCCAUGUUCUUGGAUGUGACCCAUGACAACGAGUGUCCCAUACAGCUGCGCUCGGCCCUGGACUCCCUCCCCAGCUCUGCCAUCGUCUCCCUGGCCUGCUGCGCCACCGGCUCCACCAGAGGAUACGAUGAACUAGUGCCACACCAGAUCUCUGUGGUGAAGGAGGAGCGUUUUUAUCCUAAGUGGAACCCCUCAGCGCCCCCCACCUCCACCUCAGAGGUCGGGCUGCAGAGCGGCAUCAUCGCAGGGAAACAGGCUCUGAACAAGCUGCACCAGGAGCUUGCUGCUCAGGGAUUCAUGCAGGUCUUUGUGGACCAGGUGGAUGCAGAUAUCGUUGCCAUCACUCGUCACUGUCCCAGCACGCACCAGUCUGUGGUGGCGGUGUGCAGGACCGCUUUCUGGAACCCCAAAUCCCACGAGUACAGCCCCACCGUCCCACCCAUGUUCAUACCAGGAAAGAUAGAGGAAGUGGUGCUGGAGGCGAGGACUGUAGAAAGGAAUGCUGGGAGUUAUAAGAAGGAUGAUAAAUACAUCAACGGCAUGACGGAGUACACUGUGGAGAUCAGGGAGCAUAUACCGUUGGAGCAGAGUGCAGUCGUGAAGAAGGCUGGAGAUAAGGCCAAAGGUCAAUCAGAGUUUGUGCAGGAGAUCACCUUCCAGAAGCUGACACCUGGCAGCGUGGUCGCCUUCAGGGUGAGUUUGGACCCCAAGGCGCAGAAGCUGGUGGGGAUCCUGAGGUACUACCUGUCCCAGUUCAGCCCCAAAUACAAGAGAGGCAGCGUGGCAGAGGACAAUCCCCCUGAGGCUCUGCAGAAACCCCUCUCACAGCUGAUGUCGAAGCUAACGUUAGCCGACCUGAACGUGCUGCUGUUCCGCUGUGACGCUGAAGAACAAGAAGAUGGAGGAGGAUGUUACAGCAUCCCGGGCUGGGAGAGCUUCAAAUAUGCUGGACUGCAAGGUCUGAUGUCUGUGUUAGCUGAUAUCCGCCCCAACCACGACCUGGGCCAUCCCGUGUGUGCUAACCUGAGACAAGGAGACUGGCUGAUAGACUACGUGUCCAACAGGCUGAUCCAAAAAGAGGGCCCACUGGCUCAGGUGGGUCAGUGGUUGGCGGCCAUGUUUACCUACUUGAAGCACUUCCCUCGCUACCUCGUCCCCUGCUACUUUGACGCCAUCCUGGUGUCCACCUACACCACGGCCCUGGACGCCACCAACAAACUCAUGUCCAGCUUUGUCCAGAACGGCUCCACCUUCGUGCGUCACUUGGCUCUGGGGUCGGUUCAGAUGUGUGGCGUCGGACGUUUCCCCGCCCUGCCCCCCCUCUCUACCAAACUGGAUGACGUGCCGUACCGCGUCAGUCCAAUCACAGGACAGAAGGAGCAGUGCUGCGUCUCGCUGGCUGCAGGCCUUCCUCAUUUCUCCUCUGGGAUCUUCCGUUGUUGGGGCAGAGACACCUUCAUCGCUCUCAGAGGACUCAUGCUGCUCACAGGGAGACACACCGAGGCCCGUAACAUCAUCCUGGCCUUUGCGGGGACGCUGCGUCACGGUCUGAUCCCCAACCUGCUGGGCGAGGGACGCUGUGCCCGGUACAACUGUCGUGAUGCCGUGUGGUGGUGGCUGCAGUGCAUCCAGGACUACACUGCCCUCGUUCCUCAUGGUGUAGAAAUCCUUCGCUGCCCCGUCACACGGAUGUACCCGACUGAUGACUGUGAGCCCCGCAAACCUGGAGAGGUGGAGCAGCCUCUGUAUGAUGUGAUCCAGGAGGCCCUGCAGCGCCACCUCGAGGGGAUUUCCUUCAGAGAGAAAGACGCUGGACCCAAGAUAGAUAAGAACAUGAGGGAUGAAGGGUUCAACCUGUCGGCCAAAGUGGAACCAGCAACAGGAUUUGUGAGCGGAGGAAACCGCUUCAACUGCGGGACCUGGAUGGAUAAGAUGGGAGAGAGUGAGGCGGCCAGGAACAAAGGCAUGCCUGCUACUCCAAGAGACGGAGCAGCGGUGGAGAUCGUGGGUCUCAGUAAGUCCACUGUUCGCUGGGUGGUGGAGCUCCGAGCUAAAGGACUGUUCCCCUAUGAUGGAGCUAAAGUGCACAGAGACGGUAAGGAGGUGUUUGUCGCGUACUCCCAGUGGAACCAGCAGAUCCAGCAGUCCUUUGAAGCCGGAUUCUGGGUCUCUCUGGACCCUCAUGACCCAAAAGAGAAGCGCCCUGACCUGGUCCAUAAGAGAGGUAUCUACAAGGACAGCCAUGGAGCCUCCAGCCCCUGGUGCGACUACCAGCUCAGACCUAACUUCACCAUCGCCAUGGUGGUGGCUCCGGAGCUGUUCACCGUGGACAGAGCGUGGAGAGCUCUGGAGGUGGCUGAGCAGAAGCUGCUGGGACCCCUGGGGAUGAAGACCCUGGACCCAGACGACAUGAUGUACUGUGGCGUCUAUGACAAUGCUCUGGACAACGAGAACUACAACCUGGCCAAAGGCUUCAACUACCACCAGGGACCAGAGUGGCUCUGGCCCGUAGGUUAUUUCCUUCGUGCUAAACUCUACUUUGCAAAGAAGCUGGGAGAGGAUAAGUACGGCAGGACGGUGACGCUGGUGAAAAACGUCCUGUCGCGACAUUACACCCACCUGGAGAGGUCUCCAUGGAAAGGUCUCCCUGAGCUGACCAAUGAGAACGGAGAGUUCUGUCCCUUCAGCUGUGAGACCCAGGCCUGGUCCCUGGCCACCGUGCUGGAGGUCCUCCAUGACCUCUGAACCCCCUCACCCCCCUCCGUAUGAUGCUGUCCUCCCUCCUGAAGCUGAAGUUUUAACUUGACCCCUCAGUAAACCUCCUCUAAAUCACACGAGCAUCCUCUCUUGAGCUGAUCUGGAGUCAGUGUUGAUCUCAUCAAGUCUGUCUCACGUUUUUAGAUCAUCAGACUUCACGUCUUCAACCUUUUACACUUUCUCUUCGUGUUUGUUAGCCACCUAAACAAACUGAAAUCAAAGUCUGACUCUGUGUCGACUUGUUUUUAAGAAGAACAACAUUUAACCACAAACACAGAAAGACAGCCUGCAGUUCAAAAACAGCUGAUUAACGUUUGAUGGUAACAUGUUGUAUUUAUCGUCCCAUGAAUCAUCACUUGGGCCCUGCAGCCAGCCGUCGAACACAAGGGCCAGAACCACGGUUUGUCCACCUGAGCAGGUGCGUUCAUACUGACCUCAGAUCAGCUGUUACUGUGAGCACUUCCCCCAAACAACCCGGAUCAGGAGGUAGCACCAGUGUUUAUGUAGCUGGGCCUCUCCCAUAAAUCUAACCUCCACCUGAAGCCUUCACACACCUGUCAGCACAUCGGUGUCCUUCUCCCAACAAGCCUUAUGAUGUAAGUUAAUAUUUGAGUCAUGUAGUUGUGUAUUAAACCCAGCUGUGUGUGUGUGUGUGUGUGUAACACAGGACUUUCACCACAUCCAUGUCCGGUCCGUCUCCGAUCCACUGCAAUGUUUUAUUCUGAAAAUUCAUUUUGUUUUGGUGAAACCUGACUUCCUGUCCUGCUCCAUCUGCUCUGUUGAGAUUGAUGCGUUGUGCUCUGGUAUCCGGCUAAAAAAGAAGUCUUGCGUAUCUGAUCCGGAGGGCUCCAACCUGCUGGAUCAGAGAAACAGCUGGAACGCAACGGAGCGGAUCCAGUGGAAGUUAACACAUUGACUAGAAUAGAAACCUAUCAGAUCUGGUGCUGAGCUGGAUCGGAGAUGGACCAGACACGGAUCUGCUGGAAUUUGUCCGUUUGCAGAGGUGUGGUGUGUAACAUCUCUGCUGACAGCCUCUCACGUCACACAGACGGCAUGUUUCAAAGUGACCCGUAAUAAAGCUUCUGUUCAAAGUCCACUGCCACUGGAGUUUAAAAAUCCUGCUGCCUUGAACACAUCACACCCUGAGGUCUCUGCUGAAGUGUUCACUCUGUCUGUCCCCUGAACACAGCACUCGGCGUGUUUGUAGAACAUUCACCAGCUCCCAGUGCAGCUGAGGUUGUGUCUGUCUGUUAACAUCUCCUCAGCUCCUGUCAGUCCGUUUAGUUCAAGAACUGUAACGUGUUCAUGCUGUUCAUCAGUGUUUCUGUAACGUUGUUGUUUACUCUGUUUGUGUAGUGAUACCACGCUGAAUAAACUGUUACAUGACUGA
Messenger RNA from Notolabrus celidotus (New Zealand spotty), 6185 nucleotides. It is a transcript of the gene agla, whose product is annotated as amylo-alpha-1, 6-glucosidase, 4-alpha-glucanotransferase a. The record is from RefSeq and is a predicted model, not a curated record. The coding region runs from base 170 to 4783 and encodes 1537 amino acids. The transcript is spliced from 35 exons. Gene Ontology annotation, molecular function: amylo-alpha-1,6-glucosidase activity; 4-alpha-glucanotransferase activity. Gene Ontology annotation, biological process: glycogen biosynthetic process; glycogen catabolic process. Lineage: Eukaryota; Metazoa; Chordata; Actinopteri; Labriformes; Labridae.